Molecule: messenger RNA, 390 nt
Organism: Rotaria socialis
Lineage: Eukaryota; Metazoa; Rotifera; Eurotatoria; Philodinida; Philodinidae
Source: the annotation of a GenBank genome assembly
AUGCCUUCAUCAAAUCAUCGAUCAUCGAGUACACGUCCAUCACGAACUACAUCUAAUCGUUUACAAGUACAUGUUGUUCGAUCAGCUAGUGUACCUCAACGACAAUUUAUAUUUAUUCUUACAAAUAAUCCUGAACUAUUACGACAUACACAAGAAUUACAACCACGGCCUGCACAACCAAGACAAACAACAACAACAUCAGCUCUGCGUCAAAAUACCAACAAUAAUCAGAAUCAUCGUCCAACGACUGAUACUCGUGAAGAAGUGCUGAAUGAUCUGUUACGUAUUGAACUACGUGACGUAGCUCGUGAUUAUCUCACUCGAACACGUCGAUCCUAUCCAAUUCAUUAUGUAUUUGAUAUGACUGAUAUUGAACCACGACAGUCAUAA